Messenger RNA from Girardinichthys multiradiatus, 1918 nucleotides. It is a transcript of the gene mespaa, whose product is annotated as mesoderm posterior aa. NCBI's taxonomy places the organism in Eukaryota, Metazoa, Chordata, Actinopteri, Cyprinodontiformes, Goodeidae. The transcript has a single exon. Gene Ontology annotation, molecular function: protein dimerization activity; DNA-binding transcription factor activity, RNA polymerase II-specific; RNA polymerase II cis-regulatory region sequence-specific DNA binding. The record is from RefSeq and is a predicted model, not a curated record. Gene Ontology annotation, cellular component: nucleus. Gene Ontology annotation, biological process: somite rostral/caudal axis specification; heart morphogenesis; regulation of transcription by RNA polymerase II. The coding region runs from base 925 to 1575 and encodes 216 amino acids.
GGUGCACAUGCAACAUUACCUGCAACCUUGAGAGGAUUGUGAAGCAAAGGUAGUUAAAGAGUUUGAGGAAAGCAUCACAAAGCAUGGACUGCAACUGGAGUCUGUACUGCAGAGUUAUUCCAUUUUAUACUUUUAAUUGAAAUUAAUUUAAUGGCAAUUAAACAGCAAUUAAAUACUUGAGAUUAACCAAUGUUUGUUGUGCCCAUUGGGGCUAAAAAUCGAUUUUCUGAAAACUGGUUGCAUCUUUUCCAUCAAGGUUCUGAGGCCUGAGGCCAGCUGCUGUCCAAACAGCUAAAGGUGCUAAUCAUUCACACCUCCCAGCUGACACGACACACUUAUUCUAACUUGGUCUGGAGUGAAAUGACAGGAAGGACCAAGGCCAAAGCAUUCAUUAAAUACAAAGCCAGUUUUUCCUUAUUCUUGCAAGCAGCAUUCAUAUGUGGCAGAUAAUGGACCUAUAAACUUAUUUCAUUCAGACAAGCAUCUACUCAACAUACAGUGAAACAGAGGUAAUUCUUACAAAUGAUGUUUAGACUUUUAUGUAGCAGAUAAUUCCACUGCUUCAAUGACUUGCAGAGUUUGUAAUAAGAAUCUCAGCUUCAGGGCCAAGUAUGUGGCCCUUUCAUGGUAGUGUCAUAUUCAAACACCUGCAGAAGCAUGAUGCUCACACUAGCAGAGCCAGAUCACACCUUGUAUUGGAGCAUGCCAGUUUCCCGUGGGACCCCCUGGCCUAGGUGUCAUCCCUGGUCCCAGAGCUUCUCAGGACCAGAGGAGGCUCUCAGGAGGUGACACUUCACACCCCUCACCACAUAUAUUGAGCAGCAUCCUUCUCUCUUUUCAAUAUCCAGUGCAUCCUCCUGUAGAAACUCAGUGACAGCCCACCACUCGGCCUACAACUGGACCAGUGAUACUUCAGCAGCAACUAUGGAAAUGUCCUACUGUUCUCCUCUCCAGCUACAGGAGAACUCCAUGUUUUUUGAUUAUGAUCUUCUAGAAAGGUCUCCAGCUUGUGAUCUAUCCUCAGAUCCUGGUUAUGUCAGUGCAGGCAGCAGCCUUUCUCCUACCUCCUCUGUGGACUCCUUUUGCUUUUCCCUGGUAUCCCUCCAGGCCCUAAGAAAUGAACAAGAUGCCUUGAACAGUUUCUUAUUGAGCAGCACAGUGGACCCUCAACCAUCCCAACAAAUGGAGAUUCUUAGCUCAAGACAUUCCUCUUCAUCUACUGCCCCCAUGAAGAAGUCCAGAUCCAGGUAUCCAAGUAAAAAACGGCAGACUGCGAGCGAGAGGGAGAAGCUAAGGAUGAGGGACCUGACCAAAGCUUUGCAUCAGCUCAGGACAUACCUUCCUCCCUCUGUGGUGCCAGCUGGACAGGCCCUUACCAAGAUUGAGACGCUACGCCUCACCAUUCAAUACAUCUCUUACCUAUCAGAGCAGCUGGGGCUCAGCCAGGAGGUGCUGGAGCAGACGAGAUCCUCAGGCUUUGUGGAGCAGGUCCAACCCCUCAGCCAGUUCUCGGAUCAACCAACAGCCCUGAACACAGAGCAGAUUUAUUCUUUUCAGCAUUUAUAUCAGGUAUAGUUCCGUUUUCUUUUCAUGUAAAUAAAUACAGCUCUUCAUAACGUCACAGUUAAAAUAUUUUUUGUUUUCAGGGUUUAAGUGAAGGUUACUUCACCAGCGAGAUGUCCUCGAAGCACCAUGAACAAUCAGAACUUUUCCCAUUCACUGGACAGUACUGAAAGAUGCAGAGACCAAUGUACUCAGUGAGAUUUGUUACCUUAUAAUUUAACUAAUAUAUGGACUAAACUUCUCAAGCAUGUUAUUUUGAACAAAUCAUUUUCUGCCUUUUAUGUACUUUUGUACAUAGAAGUGUGUAUUUAUUACGUUUUCACACAGUGAAGAGAAUAAAUAAUAUUUAUCAUAA